GAACAGUAAACUAUUUUUCGUACGUCAUGCUGAUCAGCUGUUGUAGUUAAAUAUACGAGUAAUAUUUUAGAAGUAAGAUUUAUUUGCCGGCUAGUUGAUUUAGUUCUAAUAAAAAAAUGUUUAUUGUUGGUUUGACUGGUGGUAUAGGCACAGGGAAAAGUACGGUAGCAGAAGUAUUUAGAGAGUAUGGAAUUCCAGUGUUAGAUGCCGAUGUUAUGGCACGAAAAGUGGUGGAACCAGGAAAAAAAGCUUGGCAUAAAAUAAAAAAAGAAUUUGGGGAUGAAGUGUUCACUGCCGAUGGCUCGUUGAACAGAGAAGCCCUCGGGGAAUUAAUCUUCAAAGACGUGGAAAAGCGGAGAAAGCUGAAUGCAAUAACUCACCCCGAGAUAUACAACGAGCUGUUCUGGGCAGCAGUGAAAUGCUUUUUCCAAGGACACCAGUUCAUAGUAAUGGACCUGCCAUUGCUGUUCGAGUCGGGCAGUAUGUUGGACUACUUGCACAAGAUAAUUGUCGUAACUUGCGAGGUAGACCUCCAGCUGCAGCGGCUGAUGGACCGCAACUCCAUGUCGGAGUCCCGCGCUAAGCUGCGCAUCGCCGCGCAGAUGCCGCUCGAGACCAAGUGCGAGCGGGCGCACUUCGUGGUGGAGAACUCCGGGACGGUGGACGACACCCGGCAGCAGGUGGUGAGGAUAAUAUCGCUGCUGCGCUCCUCCCGGGCCCACUGGAAGCUGCGGGCUCUCUCCGGCCUGUGCUGCGCGGGUCUCGCAUGCGCGCUGGUCUUCCUGGGCGUGCGUCUCCACCAGUGGCGUCAGACGCAGCUGUCCCAGUGGUAGUGCGGGAGCUAGUGCGAGGCCACGACUUCUCGUCCGUCUGCCUAGUGGUGGUCGCAAACACACAAACAAAAAUACUGCAGUUGCAAAUAGCUGGGUUGGUGUUUUUACGUAAGAAAGAAAGCUCUCGCUUACUAGACUAAUUGUAUCAAGAGUUCUGCUUCGUUAACGCCUUUAGCGAGGUGUACAUCUUUCUAGCAGAAUGGUUUUCAUUCAUUUGUCUGUGUUUACUUCCUGCACUGACGAUGCAACAAACUGAUCUUCAUCAAAGUUAUCCUUACAUGUAAAAAAAAAGUGAUUUGGGUUUUGUGUGUACAUUUUUUUAAAUUACAUACUUUAUGGCUUAAAUUACAUACUUUAUGUGUUUACUUCCUGCACUGACAAUGCAACAAACUGAUCUUCAUCAAAGUAUCCUUACUUGUAAAAAAAAAAAGUGAUUUGGGUUUGUGUUUACAUUUUUUUAAAAUUACAUACUUUAUGGCAAUGUUUAGACCACAGUGAGUGGGCAGACUGAUCGUUGCUUGGUUUUUAGGUAAUAUAUUGUAUUAGCAGCGGUGCACUUGGCUUGUCGGGACUCUCAAGGAAGAAGUAUGUUUGCCUGCAUGUGUAAAUGCAUACAUCCUGCAAGGUGUGGCAAGGAAAAUAGCUUUGUGAAUUAGUACAGUAGUCAAAUGGAGUAAUGAAUGGGUCAGAAAAAAAAAAUUUAUUUAGCUUUAUUGUCUCACUAAGAUUGUUACAGAAAUGAUAUGUCACCAGAUAUGUAGAGAAAGAGUUAAAAAUCUGUGUAAUUUUCAUUUGGAUAGAAUUAGUCUCAUACUUAACAGUUCAGAAACCUACUAAGAAGCCAAAGAAAAUUUGCUACUGUAGAUAUUUUAUUUACCAGGCAUCCUCUUGCUUAUGUCUCUUGAAAAUAUCGCUGUCAUGAAAGAAAUUGUUCAUGAAUCAUGGUCUAAAAAAAACAUGGGUUUAAUAUUUGCAUACUGUAACUCAAAACAACAGAAACUAAACUACCAGGGUUCCCACAAUCUUUCUUCACCCAGUUUCCAUGAGUUUCCCUACUCUCCCUAAAAGUUUUUUCUAUCUUAUCAAUCUGACAACAUAACAGAUGUAUUACAAGACUAAUUAUUAUCAAAACACAUUUAAAUAAACAUACUUAAACAUGUAUAAUUUACUACAAAGUGUUUUCUUGCACAAAAUAUAUAGUUUCCUGCACAAGUACACUGUUCUCAUUUCCAUCAACCAGCACUGCCAGUCUGAAAAAGAAGAAAAAAUUAUUUGUUUUUUCAAACUUGAAACAUUACGUCACUAUUGUGAUCUGCCCAAAGAGUAUGGAUGUUUGAUAGUUAGGGAAAAGAUUUUAUGGUCUUUAUUUCUAAGACAAUUUUGUUUUUAAAACAGGAGCUUUCGGUGUUACUGUUUUUAUUUUUAUGUAUUGUCUUUGUUCAGUUUAAAAAAAUGUAUUAUUCAACAAAUGGAAAACUGAAAUAUUUUUUAAAUGCUUACUUCCCCAUAAUAGUCUCAUUUUAAUUGACACCUGAUGCACUUGUACAGUAAAAUCAUUAGUAAUGAGCAAGUCUAGAAUAGAACUAAGAAAAAUAAAAAAUUAAUUGGAAAUUAGUGUGUGUUUGAAACGUGCACCAUCAUUAAUGUAGAAAUGUAGUUUCUAAUGUAAGACAUAAGAUCAAUAUUAUUAUAAUUUUUUUUUUCCAAUCCAUUUACAUCAUCCAUUUUAGUACAAAAUUCAUACUAAAAAAAAUUGCAUUUAAUGAUUUUACAGUAUAUUUUUGUAAUUUGAGUUAGGUUUUGUCAAAAGGCUGAUUGAUUUCAUGUUUUUAGUUAAAUAGAUGGUGUAAGGAUUUUCAUUACUGUGUUAUAUCUUGUAUUGACAUGAUUUGUGAUGUUGUUUUAGUUUUAUCACAAAUCUUGCCCCUAUUAGUGUGCUUCCAACAACUAUCCUCUACGUUGAAUUAAUGUUAGUAAAACGUCAAAAAUACUGAUAAUUAAUUGCACACAAUUUUUUAUUUAAGAUUCAGCAUAGUAUGUGUAUAAUAUUGAUACAAUUUUGUACAUUUCCCUUUGUUCCCAAGGUUUUUGAGAUACCUUUUAACGUAAAUUUCCCGAGUUUUCCCUGUUUGCAAGAACCCUGAUCUACUGAAGCUGUACUGCAUAUUGUGGCUAAAAAAUUUGAAAAUCCCUAGUUUGUGGACUAAUGGUACUGAGAAAUAUUGUUACAGUCGGUGGAAAAUCGCAUCAGUAGAUUAUUGGGAUUUAACAUGACAGAAGUCUAUUCCAUGCAGGAAGCGUGUGUUAGUUCGUCAAGCUCGUGAGGCUUGUAACAAACAAUCAUGAAGACUGUGGAGCUCUAUCUCGGGGCUUGAAGUCCCAUUGGACAACUAGAAUGAUUCCCUUCGUAAACACAGAGCAGAGACCUACUUACAUUAUCUGUGAUGGCGAAUACAAACACAAGAUGACAGCACACCAAAGGGACUCGUGGUUUAGGCAACAUAGUUCAUUCUUUUUGUCAUAUUUAACUGUGGGUGGUAUCCAAAUAAAAAAGUAAGUAGAAGAGAUAGUUGUCAGUAUGGCACGCUUUUGAACAGUGGCAUUUUUUGUGCUCUCUCUAUGCACUCAAAAUUGCUAGUUGAAAUCUAUGAAUCUUAAUAUGGGAUUAAUGCUUGAAACAAAAAAUGUCACAGACAAGAAUUAUGAAUGCUAUUUUCCACUGCCUUUGGUUAUAUCUGAAUAUUGUAAUUAUCGUUGAAUGAAAAUUGAUGUAUUGAUUGCAUCCUUUGCUUCAAAUUACAAUAAAGAAUGUUUAGUUAUUGAGGUA
Bacillus rossius redtenbacheri is the source of this 3660-nucleotide messenger RNA. It is a transcript of the gene Dpck, whose product is annotated as dephospho-CoA kinase. Bases 117 to 833 code for a protein of 238 amino acids. The record is from RefSeq and is a predicted model, not a curated record. Lineage: Eukaryota; Metazoa; Arthropoda; Insecta; Phasmatodea; Bacillidae. The transcript is spliced from 4 exons. Gene Ontology annotation, biological process: coenzyme A biosynthetic process. Gene Ontology annotation, molecular function: dephospho-CoA kinase activity; ATP binding.